CUUUCGUUAUUCACAUGUUCAUAGCAAACUUUGUCCUCUUUUCCUCUUGGUGUUUUGCUGUUGAUUCUUUCAGAAAAGUUGUAGUGCAAUUUGUGUGGUUUCAAAUCCAUAUAAAUUCAAUUGUAUGGUACGAAAGCAACGUUGAUAUUUAUCCAUCAAAUCUUUGAAUGAUUGCCAAAUCUUGUUGGUAGUAUUAUAUAUAUUACACUUUCAAUUAUGUUAGUGUGCUUAUUUUGAGUUUGUAUGUGAGAGAAAACAAAGAGAACAACAAAAUACAAAUAAUGGAGGGAGUUGAUAAUGUGGAAAGCAAAGAAUGUUACAUGGCAGCCUAUUCUAGAGAUGGUGUACCAUCAUCUGAUCAUCUCAAGUUUAGAAUUGUUAGUUUAUCCUUAGCCGUUGAUUCGAUCCCCGAUGAUCAUAUCGCUAUUCGGAGCCUUUGGAUCUCGGUCGACCCGUAUCUACGCUCCAGAAUGACCGGUGUUGAAGAGGAUGGUCUUAAUGUCACCCAGUUUCCCAUUAACCAGGUGAUUGUAUCAUAUGGUGUAGGGAAGAUUGUUAAAUCGAAGGAUGAGAAGUAUAAGGAGGGUGAUUUGGUAGUUAUCGCAGAAAUGCCUGUUGCAGAGUAUAGUGUUUUACCCUCUAAAGCUGUCACUACUAAAAUUGAUCCUGCCUUAGAAGUCAGCCCUUCAGAGUAUCUCAAUGUACUUGGCGUACCGGGUUAUGCAGCAUGGGUAGGAAUACAAGUAAUAGGAAAGCCAAAGGCAGGGGAAAAUGUGUUCAUUUCUGCUGCUGCUGGGGGUGUUGGCAUGAUUGCUGGCCAAUUGGCUAAACUUAAAGGUUGUCGGGUUGUUGGAAGCACCGGAUCUGAUGAUAAGGUGAAACUAUUGAAGGAGGAAUUUGGGUUUGAUGAAGUAAUUAACUACAAGAAAGAACCAGAUCUUGACGCUGCUUUAAGCAAAUACUUCCCUAAUGGAAUUGAUAUAUACUUCGAGAACGUGGGAGGAAAAACUCUUGAGGCUGUUCUCAAUCAUGUUAAUACGUAUGCACGUAUUCCACUUUCUGGAAUGAUAUCCCAAUACAAUGAGGUUUGGACAGAAAGGGAAGGAGUGAGAAAUCUAUUGAACAUGGUGGGAAAGGAAGUUCAUAUGCAAGGAUUCAUGUUGCGAUCAUAUAUGCACCUAUUUGGAGAUUUUGCGACAGAAAUGGGUGGAUAUUUGAAGGAACAAAAACUUACUUCCAAACUUAAAAUCAACAAGGGUAUUGAGAGCUUUUUAGAUAGCAUGGGUUCACUUUUUACAAGUUCCAAUAUUGGGAAAGUGGUCAUUCAAGUUUAAAGCCAUUACUUUAACUUGGCCCAUUUGCCCUUAUUUUUCUAGUUUACUCUAUGCUAGUUAUAUUUAUGGAAUCUUUUAAUAAACUAUAAUGUACCAAUGUAUCAAGUUUGAAAAGGAAAAUAUUGUUUGUCAUGUGAA
This is a messenger RNA of Spinacia oleracea (spinach), 1472 nucleotides long. Its product is annotated as 2-alkenal reductase (NADP(+)-dependent)-like. Bases 282 to 1334 code for a protein of 350 amino acids. Gene Ontology annotation, molecular function: 2-alkenal reductase [NAD(P)H] activity. NCBI's taxonomy places the organism in Eukaryota, Viridiplantae, Streptophyta, Magnoliopsida, Caryophyllales, Amaranthaceae. The transcript is spliced from 6 exons. The record is from RefSeq and is a predicted model, not a curated record.